AUGAAUGCUGCCAGGGACAAAGAAAAUAGAGAUUCUAAAACUAAGCUCUCUACAUGUAAGUCUUACUCCAUCCUUAGACCCUCCCUGACCAAUGUGAAUUGCGAUGGAUAUGCUGGGCGUCUAAAAAAUGAGAGAUUGGUUAGCCUGAGUACUGGAUUGGUAAAAUUUUCUUUAUCACCAGGUAAAAAAGGGAGCACUGAGAAGCUCGGUUCUAUGCCAUCACUAUGCACAAGGAAAGUCAAGCUUCCAGUUUAUGUUCCCAUAGAUCAGGCGUCUCGUUCCAUUGAACAUAGCGACAUCUAUAUAUUGGAAACGGAGGAGAGUCUUUUAAAUCAGCUUUUGACCAAGCAGAAAGAGCUAGUAGAAUUCGAAAGAAGUGUUGAACAAACUAAAGUACAGUUAAUAGAGAUUUCAAGAAAACUAGAAAGGCUAAAGGGGCAAGACAACCUAAAAAAUGAGCCAAAAGAAACCCAGAAAGUCAGUUUUCUGUCGUUACGGAAAUGUGCAUCAAGUAUAUUCGAAACAACUAGACCGCGUACAAAGUAUACUGAUGUUUCGCACACAGAGUCUAAUCCCUCACUUAGUGGUUCUUCAACUUACUUACAUAAAUUGCAACAUCAAUUUUCAAAUAAUGUGAAUGAAUUGAAGCUAAAAGAAGACUUCUCUUACUUUUUAAACCGACAAUCAGUUGAACUUGAUGAGCUAACCAACAAAACUUCUAACUUUGUUAAGGGAUUAUUUGAGAAUUUUUCUCCUCUGAAAAACUCCGACGACAUUCGCCAUGAAGAAAUAGCAGAGAGUUCUUUCAACUUUGACAACCUACAAAUUUCAACCAGUACGAAUACUAAAAAUGACUCUAACAUUAUCUAUAAUAUGGAAUCUGCAUCAGAGGAAAGAUUAAGAAUCUCAUCCUCUGACGCAGAUCAUUCUAUACUUGACAUAGAUGAUUAUACGUCAGAUGAAAACUAA
Molecule: messenger RNA, 969 nt
Organism: Priceomyces carsonii
Lineage: Eukaryota; Fungi; Ascomycota; Pichiomycetes; Serinales; Debaryomycetaceae
Exons: 1
Coding region: 1-969 (322 amino acids)
Source: RefSeq, a predicted model, not a curated record